AUGAGUGGUUGGGAGUGUAGAGUUGGAGAUGAUGUUAUGAGUGGUUGGGAGUGUAGAGUUGGAGAUGAUGUUAUGAGUGGUUGUGAGUGUAGAGUUGGAGAUGAUGUUAUGAGUGGUUGGGAGUGUAGAGUUGGAGAUGAUGUUAUGAGUGGUUGGGAGUGUAGAGUUGGAGAUGAUGUUAUGAGUGGUUGGGAGUGUAGAGUUGGAGAUGAUGUUAUGAGUGGUUGUGAGUGUAGAGGUGGAGAUGAUGUUAUGAGUGGUUGUGAGUGUAGAGGUGGAGAUGAUGUUAUGAGUGGUUGUGAGUAUAGAGUUGGAGAUGAUGUUAUGAGUGGUUGUGAGUGUAGAGUUGGAGAUGAUGUUAUGAGUGGUUACGAGUGUAGAGUUGGAGAUGAUAUUAUGAGUGGUUGUGAGUGUAAAGUUGGAGAUGAUGUUAUGAGUGGUUGUGAGUGUAGAGUUGGAGAUGAUGUUAUGAGUGUUUGGGAGUGUAGAGUUGGAGAUGAUGUUAUGAGUGGUUGUGAGUGUAGAGUUGGAGAUGAUGUUAUGAGUGUUUGGGAGUGUAGAGUUGGAGAUGAUAUUAUGAGUGGUUGGGAGUGUGAGGUGGAGAUGAUAUUAUGA
This is a messenger RNA of Pecten maximus, 615 nucleotides long. RefSeq lists its product as uncharacterized. The coding region runs from base 1 to 615 and encodes 204 amino acids. Lineage: Eukaryota; Metazoa; Mollusca; Bivalvia; Pectinida; Pectinidae. The transcript has a single exon. The record is from RefSeq and is a predicted model, not a curated record.